AUGGCGUUUAUGAGCGGCCUGUGGAAUUCGAUCGUUGGUUGCAACGACAAGGAGAGCGACUGGAGCGAGGUGGCAACCCUGUACCUAGACCAGCGUCUAAAGUACUUCUCAGUGUCUGAAAUCGACAAGGAGGUGGCGCCUAUAGUCUUCGCCGAAGCACACAGGAUCGCGUUCAACAAGACCGGCCUCGGGCUCAGUUACACGCCCCUGAACUUCGUCACAAUUUUCCACAUCGACACGAGGAAAGCGGAAGUCAGAAUGCCGAGCGGCCACAUUGACCAGCCAGUCAUCGAGGACAACAGGGAUGGCACCGUCAGCAUCAAGUACGACCCUCGAGAGGAAGGCGUCCACGAGCUGUACGUCAAGUAUAACGGAGAGCAUGUCCAGGGUUCGCCGUACAAGUUCCACGUUGACUCCAUUCAGUCCGGGUAUGUCACGGCUUACGGCCCGGGCCUAGUCAGCGGCGUGAGCGGCGAGCCCAGCCAGUUCACCAUCAGCACCAAGGGAGCUGGGUCCGGUGGACUGUCAAUGGCCGUGGAGGGUCCCAGCAAAGCUGAGAUAACCUGUCACGACAACAAGGAUGGCACUGUUGCCGUGUCCUACCUACCGACAGCUCCAGGGGAGUACAAGGUCUCUGUGAGGUUCGGAGACAAACAUAUCAAGGGAUCCCCGUUCACCGCCAAGGUGACUGGAGAAGGUCGCAAGAGGAACCAGAUCUCUGUGGGUAGCUGCAGCGAGGUCACUCUACCCGGGAAGGUCAGCGACAAUGACAUCCGAAGCCUCAACGCAUCAAUCCAGGCUCCCUCUGGUCUCGAAGAACCCUGUUUCCUCAAGAGGCUGCCAUCCGGCAACAUUGGCAUCAGUUUCACGCCCCGCGAGGCUGGCCAACACAUUGUCUCCGUCAAGAAGCUGGGCGUGCACAUCCAGAACUCGCCCUUCAACAUCACCGUCCUGGACCAGGAAGUCGGUGACGCAAAGAAGGUUAAGGUGUCCGGUACAGCCCUUAAGGAAGGCAAGACCCACAGUGAGAACACCUUCAGUGUGGACACCAGAAAUGCGGGUUACGGUGGUCUUUCACUGUCGAUUGAAGGGCCCAGCAAGGCCGAGAUUCAGUGCGCAGACAGCAAAGAUGGCGUCCUAGCUAUAAGCUACAAGCCAACGGAGCCUGGAUACUAUAUCGUGAACCUGAAGUUUGCCGACCACCACGUCGAGGGCUCCCCGUUCACUGUUAAGGUAUCAGGCGAAGGCAGCAACAGGCAGAGGGAAAAGAUCCAGCGGCAACGCGAUCCUGCACCUCUUACAGAAGUCGGUACCAACUGCAAGCUGACGUUCAAAAUGCCAGGCAUCACGUCAUUCGACCUGGCCGCCACCGUCACCAGCCCAGGUGGCGUCUCCGAGGACGCCGAGAUCCAGGAGGUGGAGGAUGGCCUGUACUCGGUGCACUUCGUCCCCAAAGAGCUGGGCGUUCACACCGUGUCCGUCAAGUACAGGGAGAUCCACAUUCCCGGAUCCCCCUUCCAGUUCACCGUGGGUCCGCUCCGGGAUUCCGGUGCGCACUUGGUGAAGGCCGGCGGUGCUGGCCUUGAGAGGGGCGAGGCGGGACGCUUCAACGAGUUCAAUGUAUGGACCAGGGAGGCUGGCGCCGGACAGCUGGCCAUUUCGCUGGAGGGGCCCAGCAAGGCUGAGAUCGACUUCAAGGACAGGAAGGAUGGCUCCUGUGAUGUCUCCUACAAGGUCGACGAGCCAGGCGAAUACCGCAUCGGUCUCAAGUUCAACGAGCAGCACAUCCCCGACUCGCCGUUCAAGGUCUACAUAUCGCCGGCGGUCGGAGACGCCCACCUGCUGGAGGUCGCCCAGUUCCCGGACUCCGCGCAGGUGGACAAGCCCACGCAGUUCUACAUCAGGCUCAACGGUGCCAAGGGCAGCCUGGACGGCAGGGUGAUCUCGCCGUCGGGCAAGACGGACGACUGCUUCAUCCAGAACAUCGACGGUGACCAGUACUCCAUCAGGUUCAUGCCACGCGAGAACGGAGUCCACAACAUCAACGUCAAGUUCAACGGAGUCCACAUCCCGGCGUCACCGCUCAGGAUUAAGGUCGGGAAGGACGACGCGGACCCUGCGGCAGUGCACGCUCACGGACCGGGAUUGGGAGCGGUGAAGACCGGUGCGAAGACUGACCUGAUCAUCGACACAUGCAACGCCGGUGCCGGUAUCCUGGCGGUGACCAUGGACGGUCCGUCGCGAGUCGCCAUGGACUGCACGGACGUCGAGGAAGGCUACAAGGUUCGCUACACUCCCCUCUCCCCCGGCUUCUAUUACUUGAGCAUCAAGUACAACGGCCACCACAUCGUCGGCUCACCGUUCAAGAUUGAAGCAACUGGCGAGAACUUGGCUGAAAUCGGCGCUCAAGAGACCUCCUCGGUGACCGUGGAGACGGUGCAGAAGGUCUCCAAGUCGGCCCAGAAGCAGGGUCCGAUCCUGCCCCACUUCAAGUCCGACGCGUCGAAGGUGACCAGCAAGGGUAUGGGUCUGAAGAAGGCGUACCUCAACAAGCACAACCAGUUCACAGUGCACGCCGGCGAUGCAGGUAAUAACAUUCUCUAUGUGGGCAUCUACGGCCCCAAAGGUCCGUGCGACGAGGUGCAGCUGAAGCACAAAGGCAAGAACAACUACGAGUGCUGGUACGUGGUGAGAGACAGGGGAGAGUACAUCGUCAUCGUCAAGUGGGGCGACGAGCACAUCCCCGGAUCCCCCUACAAGGUCGAGGUC
Iphiclides podalirius (scarce swallowtail) is the source of this 2769-nucleotide messenger RNA. Lineage: Eukaryota; Metazoa; Arthropoda; Insecta; Lepidoptera; Papilionidae. The record is from the annotation of a GenBank genome assembly.